AUAAAAGGACACUUACUUGAUCUAAUGCUAUAUGUAAUCUUCUUCAAUGUUUAGGUUUAUUCAUAAAGAUGGAAACACAUUCUUCUAUUACAACCCCUGCACACCAUUCAAAAAGGGAGAUUCAUCUGGAGAAUGCCAAGCAAAUGAAAUUGCGGCCUGCCAAUAUGACGGAAAUGGAUACUAUGACAUCGGGGAUCAGAGCAGUCUAGCAACAUCCUAUGAUACAAGCACUGGUGCAGUACUCUUUUCCUAUAGUACUGACCAAAGCACUAGGAGUACAGAACUUCGCCUGGAGUGUACACAGGACUCAGCAGUCAGAUUCACAGCUAGUGAAAAGACAGGAGUCCCGGGGAAAUAUGUGAUGACCAUUAGCAGCCUGUGUGUGUGCCCCGGGAGGUCGAAGGAUUGCAAUGCUGCAGGUGCCGCCGCAGGGCUCAGUGCUGGGUCCACCAUGUGUAUAUUGCUGACAGUGUUUGUGCUGGUGUACGUGGCAGGAGGGAUGCUAUUCCUGAGGUUUGUCCGGGGAGCAGAGGGCACUGAGAUGAUCCCCAACUAUGAGUUCUGGGCAGACUUCCCAUACCUAGUAAAGGACGGCUUCACGUUCGCCACACGGUCAUGCCGAGGAGAGGAGGCGUACGCUUACGAGAAGAUCUAACCGUCACACUCGAUCACCACGUGAACAGUCAUCAUCAUCAACAUCAUCAACAUUUGUUUUAAAGCAGGAACUUUUCCUUUCUGAAGUUUUCCAGAAUUCGUUUGAUUAACACAUGGCACCUGAUAAUAGUAGUCGUAGUGACUCAGCUGUCUAAAGAAAUUUUAUAAACUCAGGGUAGACCCAAACGUUACAAAGUAACCUCUUCAAGGGCUGUGUCCUAGUCGUUUGUUGCAUUAGAACAUUUAUGCAGCAGUAUCAACCUUGUUUCUCAUCACAUACUUCCAAGAUAUUUGAGCUAGUCGCAACCUGUAACCAAAGAAUUUGACCAGUUUUGAAAGAAAUUUUCCAUCAUCGUUCAUAUAUUAAAUGUUAACCCAAAACUUCAAAUGUAGAGAAGGCCUGGCCAAAAGAAGCCUAACAUUGUCCCAUACAUUAAAAUAAUGCAGUGGUUUUGCUUUAAGUCAAGCAUCUUGUACAAAUAUUGACAGUAGUCUGAAAUUGAACCUCUCUGUGCCUGAAGUAUAUUGAUAAGAGUGAAUGUGAUGAAAAAAGGAAUGUCUAUAUUCAUGUAAAUCUUUACAAAAUCUUGUGACAGUUGAUUUUUCAAUAAAUUUAAAACUGGGAUCAUCGCUGUCAUAGUACAGUUGUAUUUACAAAGGUAAGAGUUGAGCUUAUUAUUGGAUUCACAAACAGGACUUCAAGUGCAAGCAGUAACUGAUAAAGUUAUGUUAUUGUGAUGAAGUACUGGUAUAUAGAAUUCAUGACUAGACAAUGUCCAAAUUUAAAAAAAGUUGUAUGCAAACAUGUAAUUUCAUAUCAGUUUUACACACAAUUAUUCAUGGUUGUAUUUCUUCAUUGUUAGCCAAACUAAAUCUUUCUUGGUUCUAAAUUUGUCACUUUGUAGUUUCAAGUACUAGAAAUAAUUCAUAUGUGAGAAGUGGUGCCGCUUUAAUAGUGUUGUUUGGGUGGAAGCAUACAAUUUAGUUACUCCUAAUAUAACUCGUAGUCAUGAUAUAUCUAUCACACAUUGUAUUCAAGGUUUUGCACCUGAAAAAUGUAGAUCAGUUGAUUUGGCAAAGAAAUGCUAACAAUAUUUUAUCAGUUAUUGUUUAUUCUUAUCAGUUAAUUCAAUUCUAUCAUGUAAAGUUUCUUAAAUUGGACCAUAAAUAA
Branchiostoma floridae (Florida lancelet) is the source of this 1825-nucleotide messenger RNA. RefSeq lists its product as uncharacterized. Gene Ontology annotation, cellular component: trans-Golgi network. The coding region runs from base 47 to 655 and encodes 202 amino acids. The record is from RefSeq and is a predicted model, not a curated record. The transcript has 6 exons. NCBI's taxonomy places the organism in Eukaryota, Metazoa, Chordata, Leptocardii, Amphioxiformes, Branchiostomatidae.